UACCGCUGCACACGCAGUUAGCGGCCAGCCCGGAGUCUGCGCGCUGUGGUCCCGAAGCCCCGCACGUCCCGAAUCUCAGCCAUGGCGGGGAAACGAGCCUUAGUGAUCCUUUCUAAAGGCGCGGAGGAGAUGGAGACCGUAAUUCCUGUGGACAUCAUGCGCAGAGCCGGGAUUGCUGUGACGGUGGCGGGGUUGACCAGCAAGGAGCCGGUCCAGUGCAGCAGGAACGUGGUCAUCUGUCCUGAUGCCAGCCUGGAAGAAGCCAGGAAACAGGGCCCGUACGAUGUGGUCCUCCUGCCGGGGGGGAUGCCAGGCGCCCAGAAUCUAGCCGAGUCGCCUGCUGUGAAGGAGGUGCUGAAGGACCAGGAUGGCAGGAAAGGCUUGAUCGCCGCCAUCUGUGCAGGUCCCACGGCUCUCCUGGCCCAUGGCAUCGGAUACGGCAGCACCGUCACAACCCACCCCGCCAUGAAGGACAAGAUGAUGGCCGGAGACCACUAUAAAUAUUCAGAGGCUCGAGUGCAGAAGGACGGCCAUUACAUCACCAGCCGUGGGCCGGGGACCAGCUUUGAGUUUGCCCUGAGCAUCGUGGAGGAGCUGCUGGGGGCCGAGGUGGCCAGCCAAGUCAGAGCACCUCUGGUCAUGAAGGAUUAAGGAGCGCAGCACCGUCAGCCAUACAUACACCCCCAGCCUGCCAUGCCCUGAUGUCUGAUGCACUGGCGUGCGCUGCGGCUGAGCGCCAGGGGGCAGUACAGCCCGCCUUGUGUUGAACGCUGGAGAAUCUGCAGCGCUGACUCGCCCCCCUCCGCCGCCCCCCCCAGGCCGUUACACGUCUGUAGCUGCGCCCUUGGUGCAGAUUUGAACAUGUCUGUGUGUGUGUGUCUUUCUCCCAGGCUGGUCCCUCAUUAAAAGUUGACGCGCUG
Lampris incognitus (smalleye Pacific opah) is the source of this 920-nucleotide messenger RNA. It is a transcript of the gene park7, whose product is annotated as parkinson protein 7. Gene Ontology annotation, cellular component: nucleus; cytosol. Gene Ontology annotation, molecular function: protein deglycase activity. The record is from RefSeq and is a predicted model, not a curated record. The coding region runs from base 82 to 651 and encodes 189 amino acids. Gene Ontology annotation, biological process: protein deglycation, glyoxal removal; guanine deglycation, glyoxal removal. The transcript is spliced from 6 exons. Lineage: Eukaryota; Metazoa; Chordata; Actinopteri; Lampriformes; Lampridae.